AUGACUUUAAGAUCAGAAAAUUCUAUAAUUUCUCUUUGUACAUACCAACCACGUCUAUUAUUGAUGGGACUACGAAGAAGUGGAAAAUCGAGUAUCAGAAGAGUCAUGCCUCCAAAUGAGACACUUUUUCUUGAGUCAACAAACAGAAUUAAUAAAGAUGAAGUUAAUUCAUUUAUUGAUUUUCAAGUAUGGGAUUUUCCUGGACAAAUUGAUUUUUUUGAUUCAGCGUUUGAUCUUGAUGCUAUAUUUGGCAAAGUAGGUGCAUUGAUAUUUGUUAUUGACUCCCAAGAUGAGUAUUUGGAAGCGCUUACUAAAUUACAUAUUACAAUUAUAAAAGCAUUAACUGUUAAUCCAAAUAUAAAUAUAGAAGUAUUUAUUCAUAAAGCAGAUACGCUUUCUGAUGACUAUAAAAUUGAUACACAAAGAGAUAUACAACAAAGAGCAUUUGAUGAACUUUCAGAUUCAGGACUUGACAAUAUAUCUGUUUCAUUUCAUUUGACUUCAAUAUUUGAUUAUUCUAUUUUUGAAGCAUUUUCCAAAGUUAUUCAGAAACUCAUUCCUCAAUUGCCAACAUUAGAAAAUCUUCUUAAUAUUUUUUGUUCAAAUUCUGUUAUUGAAAAAGCAUAUUUAUUUGAUAUAUCAUCUAAAAUUUAUAUUGCUACAGACAGUUCUCCUGUAGAUGUACAAAGUUAUGAAAUCUGCUCAGAUUAUAUCGAUGUAAUUUUAGACGUCUCUGAAAUCUAUGGAUAUGAACGCAAAAAUAGUUUAAAUAAUAAAAAUACUACAGAUGAAACAGAAAUAUCAUCUAUAAUUCGCCUCAGUAAUGGAAUGGCGCUUUAUUUUCAAGAAUUAAACAGAUAUCUUGCUCUUGUUUGUCUUAUACGUACAGAAAAUCUAGAAAAACACAGCUUACUUGAAUAUAAUAUACAAUGCUUUAGUAAAGCUAUUAAACAAAUUAUGUACCAAAUAGCAUAUACGUGCUCUUAA
This is a messenger RNA of Pneumocystis jirovecii RU7, 987 nucleotides long. RefSeq lists its product as uncharacterized. Gene Ontology annotation, molecular function: GTPase activity; GTP binding. The record is from RefSeq and is a predicted model, not a curated record. Gene Ontology annotation, biological process: cellular response to amino acid stimulus; cellular response to starvation; positive regulation of TOR signaling. Bases 1 to 987 code for a protein of 328 amino acids. Gene Ontology annotation, cellular component: Gtr1-Gtr2 GTPase complex; nucleus; fungal-type vacuole membrane. The transcript has 10 exons. NCBI's taxonomy places the organism in Eukaryota, Fungi, Ascomycota, Pneumocystomycetes, Pneumocystales, Pneumocystaceae.